AUGGACGUUGACAUACCUCCUGCUGCAAGCACGUCUAGCACAGCGAGUGAUCCUCGACGCAAUCAAGGUCUUCAACGUGUGCAAGCAAAACCCCCACCUCCACCUCGCCUGACCAUGCCUUCAAAUGCCCCAUCGGCUCCCUCUUACACUCCUUCGACCCCAUCCGCGUUGCCAUCCCAGCCAACUUCGCCACGUCUUGCGCAUUCGCAAUCACUGCGGACAGAGGGAAUCUCUAAUAAUUUGAUAGCUCUUGCAAAUGGAUCUAAGGGCCCCAAAGGUCAAGAUGCGGUCACCACAGAUGCGAAUAGCUUCAUCCAAGCCUUGUUUAAGUUGACAGAACUGCAGUUCGAAACGCUAUCGCAACGAAAGGAAGUCCAGCAACGGAUCCAGAAUCGCUCUCAAAAUCAAUGUAUUGCCGAUUUUGGGGACAGAUAUAAAUCCGAUUUUAUUACGACUGUUCCGUAUCACAAUCAAAUGCAGAAAAAAGAGAAGAAAAAGGACAAUGAGACCAAACGGCUUGAAGAAUUGCUGCACCAGCACGACAAGGACCUUAAAAAUCAGCAUCUAGAAUUUUACACUCACUUUGCGAAUCAUCAAGGCCUUUUUGCCCCAUCAUGUGUAACAAACUCUCCACGCUCUGGAAAUACUGGACUUUCUCAACUCGAAAAUAAGAAGAUUGAUGAGCUGGAAGCUGAAGUCAAGGGUUUAAAAGAAGCAAAAGAGGCCAUCUCUCAACUUCAAUCUCAAAAGCAUAGGAUAUCUCAGCUGGAAGCCCAGGUCAAAGAGCUUAAAGCAUCCCAACAGGCACCUCCCAGCGUUCAGACCGAAAAGAACCGAAUAUCUCAGCUGGAAGCCCAGGUCAAAGAGCUUCAGACCUCCAAUCCGGUGACCCCUGGCACUCAGUCCGAAAGGAAUUUCUUUUCCAAGAUGGAAAAGUCGCUCAAUGAUCAUAAAGUCUAUACAAAGAAAGAAAUUGAGAAAACCCACUCGUCAUUCAAGAUGCACUCCGAGAAAAUUCAAAUCUUCCAAGACCAUAAGCAUGGUAUUGAAACCUGGAAGCAGAGCAUUGAGGAAGGGACGGUGUCUCUGCCCUUGGCAGUCAUGCCCCAAGACUUGUCAAACUUAGCGCGAGAUGUGAAGGAGGCCCAAUUGAAAGCCAACGAAGCAUAUGCAAGGGCGACAAGCCUCCACGAGAAAAUCCCCCAAAUGUUACAGAAUUUUGAAACCUCUCUAUCGACUCAUUCACAACAUUACAACCAGCUGGAGAGUCUCUUGGAUGAGAUGUCAUCGGUGAAAUUUCCGCACUUCGAGGAACGUCUCGGGCGCCUUGAGCAAUACCAUCAUGCUUGUCUGAGCAACGCAGCAGAUAUUCGCCGACUGAGAGCCAGCAUCGACGAAUCCAAUAACGCAUACGGAAGUCUCAAAAGCCAGAUAGACAACAGACACGGGGAACAUGUGAACGAACAGCUUGGAUCUUCAACGAAUGUUCCGCAAUCGCUUUUGCACAAAGUCGAUUGCAUCCAAGUGGCAAUUCACUCGCUAGAACGUCGAUAUAACAACAUCAACACAGAAGACCUCUACAAGAAGAUAGCUCGGGCCGUGAUGGAGACAUCCUUUUACCAAGCAAUAAAGGAUGUCCAAACUUUCAAAUCUACUGUUAGCAAUGAAAUUCAAUUCCUCAACGCUCGGAUGGAGCAGCUCGAUGCUCCCGCCAUUUCUCGUGAAAUCACAGGCAAAGUCAACGAUUCUAUCAAUCACCAAUUCGCUGAUUUCAAGCGGGCGCAAGAAUCUCAAUCAGAGAGCCUCACCAAGCAGCUAGAAGAUCUCCACGAAUUGAAAAGUAAACUUCAUGCGCAGUCGACAGCCUUUGAACAAUUUGUGGAGGACUACGAUUAUGAUAAAUUAAAGCUCAGUGAAAACAAUGGAGAAAUCUCUGAAGAACGCUCCGUCGAGCUUGACAAAAUCAAUCAGGAGUUCAAUGAACGAAUUAAGAGCCAGGAUUCCCGAUUUCAAGAACUGCAGUCUUCUGUCAAAACUUGGACUGAAAGACUAGCUGCUCUAGAGCCCGUGGAGCAAAUCCAGAGAAAAUUGGACGCUCUGGGCUCGGCAGAAGACAUAGAGUCGCUGCGCAAGCAAAUGCAAGAGAAGCAUGAUUUCGUUGAACGUAUGCAAGCUCUAAAUGACGAUAUUACCAACUUGUUUGGUGAACUUGACAGUCUCAGAAAAGUCACGGCCAAAGGCACUUCAAAACCACCGUCUGUGAACCCUGUGGUCGGUGGUCUACUCACUGGUACCGGAAACACUUCAGACAGAAUCGGCCCGUCUUCGAGUCUCCCUGUCCCAGGAGAUCGACCACACGUACGGUCUCCGUUGCGAGAGAUACACGCUAGUGAAACUACAACCGAAGGUCCUUCAGACCUAACCUCGUCAAUGAACGCCCCGCCUAAUGUCGAACGGAACUCGACUGAAAUCAGUGCAUCUGGUAAACGAGACAAAAGCCAGCCAGGUUCGCUAGAGGUGACUGACGGCGAAGCGUCAAACCCGGGAUUGCAAAUCAAAGGUCUCUCUAACUCAACUCCGAAAUCGAGCAAAAAGCGCCGCAGACACGCCACCAUCAUAAUUUCAGAUGACGAAAUGCAAACCCCGGGCUCAUCCAGGAACAGCACAUCCCCUCCCCCUUCAUCUGUCCGAAUCUCCAAGAAGUUAAAAAAGGCUAAAAAAAAAGAAGCGCGUGCCAAGGCAAAGUGA
Penicillium angulare is the source of this 2748-nucleotide messenger RNA. RefSeq lists its product as uncharacterized. The record is from RefSeq and is a predicted model, not a curated record. The transcript has a single exon. The coding region runs from base 1 to 2748 and encodes 915 amino acids. Lineage: Eukaryota; Fungi; Ascomycota; Eurotiomycetes; Eurotiales; Aspergillaceae.